AUGAGCAUUGUUGUUGAUAGAUUGAAGGUAGGUGUUGUCGAUGAGAUAAAGAUGAGUAUAAGCAUUGUUGAUAAGAUGAAGGUGAGUGUGAGUGUUGUCAAUGAGAUGAAGGUAGAUAUUGUCGAUAAGAUAAAGGCGAGGAUAAAUGUUGUUAAUGAAAUAAAGGUGAGUGUGAGUGUUGUUGAUAAAAUGAAA
Messenger RNA from Cetraspora pellucida, 195 nucleotides. The record is from the annotation of a GenBank genome assembly. Lineage: Eukaryota; Fungi; Glomeromycota; Glomeromycetes; Diversisporales; Gigasporaceae.